AUGGAAGGCACUCACUGCACCCUUCAAUUGUGUAAGCCCAUUACCGAACUCUGCUACAUCAGCUUCUAUCUUCCAAGGGGGGAAGUCAGAGGAUUUUCAUACAAGGGCACCGUAACUCUAGACAGAUCCAAUAAAGGGCUUCAUAACUGCUACCAAGUCAGGGAGGGGUCAAACGUCAUCAGCCUCAGCCUGCAGCCAAAUGAACAUCCAGGCGACAUAUUUUUCAAGCAAACUCCCACGAAAGACAUUCUAACUGAGCUGUAUAAACUCACAGCAGAGAGAGAGAGACUGCUGGCCAAUCUGCUGAGCUCAGACCACAUCCUGGGGAUCACGAUGGGAAACCAGGAGGGGAAGCUGCCGGAGCUAUCCGUGAGCCUGGCUCCCGAAGAUGACUGUUUCCAGGCUGCUGGCGACUGGCAGGGGGAGCCUCCUGUGGGCUGUCUCAAUAAGAGGAGCACCCAUGGGAACAAAAAGCCCCGGAGGUUUGGUGGAAGGAGAGAGAGCUUCGAGGCGCUCCCACAGAAGAGGACAAGAAGAAAAGGGCGUGGGGGCCAGGAAUUGGCUCCUCAGAUGGGGAAGGACCAGAUCUGUUCAAGCAACUCCCUCCCUCUUUCUCGAGGGAGGCCUCACUUUUGGCUCCUGGAGGAGAGAGGCAACUUGCUCCCAAAUAGGCCACGUACGUCUUCCCUGCUCAGGAGAGAAAGCUGGCCCCCAGGCGUCCCCAGGAUGCUGGACCCUGGCCCUACCUGUAGGAGCUUCAGGAUGGCUUCUGAAGACAUUGAGUGUAGAAGGGGAAGGCUGCUCCCCGACUGCAGCUCCAUAGAGCCUGGGGAUGGUGGUGCUAGGGGGCUACAGAGGGAGCCUCGCAGGCUGGCACAGCAGCAAACAGAAAAUCACCGGGACCCUGAGAAGCACCCAGAUGCAGAGAGGGGCCAGAGGGAGAAGUCUGCUGAGCGGACUCACAGGAAGAAACCUGUUUCCAAAGUGGUGGCCAAAGUCCAGGAUCUGUCUGCUCAGGUGCAGAGGGUAGUUAAAACGCAUCCUGAGGGCGAGGGAAGGAUUGCUGUUUGCUCAGCAGCCCAAGCUGAGUUCAUACCCAGUGCAGAUUUCCUUACCCUACCAGGAGCCGAGGCUGGGGCUCAUGGUUCCAAACAGCGGGACAAGGAGCAGCGAGCGGAUGGGUCCUUGCGGUCGUCGGCCAGGGAUCAUCCUCCAGCCAGCACCGAGGGGGCUGUGAACAAGGUUCUCCUGAAAGUGAUAGAGAGCGAGAAGUUAAAUGAAGCCUCUGAGGGGAAAAGGCUGGGUUUUCCCCUCAGCACAGCGGCCACCCACAUCCUCCCAGACAGUAGAAGCAAGAGGAGAGCUGGGCUGCCUCUGAGUGGCCACAAAAACUUAUUUCUGGAUCUACCCAACAGUGUCGGCCCUGACACUUCACAUCCUGGAGGUGAUGAGGAGAGGCCAUCCCCCCCAGCACUGGCAGCUCUGGGCAUGGUGUUUAAUAAUUCAUCCUCUCAGUCUGGCUCACACAAACUGAUGUCAGCUGUUCCCUCGCCUCUAUCUCCAAGGCUCCCCAGCCCUCAGCAGCAUCACAGGAUCCUCCGGCUGCCUGGUGAGCGGGAAGCCGCUCUCGAUGACUCUCCUGGGAGAAAGAGCGGUGCCUUCUCUGGGUCUCCCUCUGCUGACACCUUGGAGCCAUCAUCCUUUGCAAAGGUCACGGAGACCAAAGGAGCCAGCUCGGCCUUCCUCAGAGCAGACCAACCUCGGUUGGUGCCUGGGGAACCUUUGGAAAAGAGCUUGGGGCCCGGGAAGAUCACAGCUCGGCCUCAGCACCAGUCACCUCCAGCCUACCACUGGGGUCUUCAGUAG
Molecule: messenger RNA, 1866 nt
Organism: Pteropus alecto (black flying fox)
Lineage: Eukaryota; Metazoa; Chordata; Mammalia; Chiroptera; Pteropodidae
Product: formin-1-like
Exons: 2
Coding region: 1-1866 (621 amino acids)
Source: RefSeq, a predicted model, not a curated record